This is a messenger RNA of Bufo gargarizans (Asiatic toad), 4437 nucleotides long. It is a transcript of the gene ATP6V1A, whose product is annotated as ATPase H+ transporting V1 subunit A. Gene Ontology annotation, biological process: proton transmembrane transport; ATP metabolic process. Bases 203 to 2056 code for a protein of 617 amino acids. Gene Ontology annotation, cellular component: lysosomal membrane; proton-transporting V-type ATPase, V1 domain. The transcript has 16 exons. Gene Ontology annotation, molecular function: ATP binding; proton-transporting ATPase activity, rotational mechanism; ATP hydrolysis activity. NCBI's taxonomy places the organism in Eukaryota, Metazoa, Chordata, Amphibia, Anura, Bufonidae. The record is from RefSeq and is a predicted model, not a curated record.
UCUCACGAGGUAGGGUAGUAUAACGCGUCACCGGUGCGCUGCUGCAGUGGGAGGGAGAAACGUCGUUGUAGCUGCCGGGCCUGUGACAGAGCACCGGGACCAUCCUCCGGCAGGUCAUCGAUCGGCGACCCUCAGCGUGUGACGUCACCUCCUGCCCCAGAGCUGCGUGCAUAUCCUGUAAAUCCAUAUUUAAGGAAUAAACAUGGAUUUUUCCAAAUUACCAAAGAUCAGGGAUGAAGAUCGGGAGAGCACGUUCGGUUACGUGCAUGGCGUCUCCGGGCCUGUGGUGACAGCGUCCAACAUGGCGGGGGCUGCCAUGUACGAGCUGGUGCGGGUAGGACAUUCCGAGCUGGUCGGGGAGAUCAUUCGUCUGGAAGGAGAUAUGGCCACAAUCCAAGUCUAUGAAGAGACCUCUGGAGUAUCGGUUGGAGACCCCGUCCUACGCACUGGGAAGCCCCUCUCUGUGGAGCUGGGUCCUGGCAUCAUGGGAUCCAUUUUUGAUGGUAUCCAGAGACCUCUGAAGGACAUUAGUGACUCCACACAAAGUAUUUAUAUCCCCAGGGGUGUAAACGUGUCCGCCCUGAGCGGAGACAUCAAGUGGGAGUUCACCCCUUCUAAGAGUCUUCGGGUCGGCAGUCACAUCACAGGAGGAGAUAUUUAUGGAAGCGUAUUUGAGAAUUCCCUCAUCAAGCACAAGAUUAUGCUCCCUCCUCGCAACCGGGGUACGGUCACCUACCUGGCGCCGCCCGGCCACUACGACACCUCGGACGUGGUGCUGGAGCUGGAGUUUGAGGGCGUGAAGGAGAAGUUCACAAUGGUCCAAGUGUGGCCUGUAAGAACGGUCCGCCCCGUGACUGAGAAGCUGCCCGCCAAUCACCCGCUGCUGACCGGCCAGAGAGUGCUGGACGCUCUGUUCCCGUGUGUACAAGGUGGGACCACCGCCAUCCCAGGGGCUUUUGGUUGCGGUAAGACUGUGAUCUCACAGUCCUUAUCUAAGUACUCAAACAGUGAUGUCAUCAUCUACGUUGGAUGUGGAGAAAGAGGAAACGAGAUGUCUGAAGUACUGAGGGACUUUCCUGAGCUGACUAUGGAGGUGGACGGUAAAGUGGAGAGUAUCAUGAAGAGAACCUCUCUGGUCGCCAACACAUCCAACAUGCCCGUGGCUGCCAGAGAAGCCUCCAUCUACACUGGAAUCACGCUGUCGGAGUAUUUCAGAGACAUGGGCUAUCACGUCAGCAUGAUGGCCGACUCCACCUCUCGAUGGGCCGAGGCACUCAGAGAAAUCUCCGGACGUUUGGCAGAAAUGCCCGCUGACAGCGGGUACCCCGCCUACCUGGGCGCUCGAUUGGCCUCUUUCUAUGAGCGAGCCGGACGGGUGAAGUGUCUGGGAAACCCCGAGAGGGAAGGCAGCGUCAGCAUUGUGGGGGCUGUGUCACCUCCCGGCGGAGACUUCUCAGAUCCCGUCACCUCCGCCACCCUGGGUAUCGUACAGGUCUUCUGGGGUUUGGAUAAGAAGCUGGCCCAGAGGAAGCACUUCCCCUCCGUGAACUGGCUGAUCAGCUACAGUAAGUACACGAGGGCGCUGGACGAAUAUUAUGACAAGCACUUCCCCGAGUUUGUGCCGCUCAGGACCAAAUCCAAGGAGAUUCUGCAGGAAGAGGAGGACCUGGCGGAGAUCGUGCAGCUGGUCGGGAAGGCUUCGCUGGCAGAAACCGAUAAGAUCACUCUGGAGGUGGCCAAACUGAUUAAGGAUGAUUUCCUCCAGCAGAACGGCUACACCCCAUAUGACAGGUUCUGUCCUUUCUACAAGACGGUCGGCAUGCUCAACAACAUGAUCGCUUUCUAUGACAUGGCCCGCCGCGCCGUGGAGACCACCGCCCAGAGCGACAACAAGAUCACGUGGUCCAUAAUUAGGGAACACAUGGGAGAGAUCCUGUAUAGACUGACCUCCAUGAAAUUCAAGGAUCCAGUGAAAGAAGGAGAAGCCAAGAUCAAGGGCGACUACGCCCAGCUGCUGGAGGACAUGCAGAACGCCUUCCGCAGUCUAGAAGACUAAGAGCCAUAGGGGGCGUGGACCACCCAUCAUCUCAGACCUCCAGCUGCUGCAUCAAGACUGGGGCUCCCCUCUAGACACCUGUCCACCCUCCUGUGCUGUAGUCCCCCCUCAUGGAUAGCGUCCAUUCCAGUGUUUUAUUGGUGGCAUGUGUGUAGGUUCUCCUGUGGUUGGUGAAUGUCUGUGGAGCAGAUGUCGGGGGAGGAGGGAGAUGCUGCUGCAGUUGCUGCCCCUUUAUGUACCUUGUCUUAACCUGGCAGCUAAUUUUCAGUCUCCAAAACCAGUAAUGCCAAGCAGGGCCUUCCUCUACUCCAGAAAUCUGCAACCUGGGCAUUCCAGCGGCUGCGGGACUACAACUCCUAGCAUGCCCUGACAGCUGCUGGUUCUCGAUGCAUGCUAGGAGUUUUAGUUUUGCAGUAGAUGAAGAGCCUCAAGCUGCACUCCACCACUCCAAACAUUCCAGCAUCGCCAGGGACUUUGCUCGCCAGAACUUGGCUACCUGCUGGGACUUGUAGUUCCUCCGCUGGUAUCCUGCUUCUGCCGUGUGUGUCAAUAUGAUGUACAGUAAUCUGAGCCAGCCUCUGGGUAUACAGAUAUUUUGGAUUUCAGCGAUGUUCCUGUGUCCUCCUGUAAAGCUGCACCUUUUAGCGUUAAUGUCCUGAGCGAGAGAAUCGCUUAAAUGGCUGCAUUCAUAUGGGUAUUGCUCCCGGAGCAGCAUUCCCAUUGGCUACGGGCCCGCUAUGGCAGUCAGCAGCUGCAUAAAAACAUAUUAAGGAAUUGCCCUUUCAGCCAUUCCCUAACAUGGUGUUGCAACCUCUGGCACUUCAACUGGUGCAAAACUACAACUCCCAGCAUGCAUUCACUUCCUUAGCUGUUCUCAGAACUCCCAAAGAAACCAAUGGUGCAUGGUGGGAGUUGUAGUAUCAGCUCAUGUCCCAGAGUUUGGGGCUCUAAAGCAGGGAUGCUCAACCUGCGUCCCUCCAACUGUUGUAAAACUGCAACCUCCACCAUGCCCUGAUGUAGGCUGUCCGGCAUGCUGGGAGUUGUAGUUUUGCAACAGCUUGAGGGCCACAACUGCUCUAAAAUGAAGCUUGUAUCGACCUGAUGUUUGUGCGUCCUGUCUACAACCUCGUCACUGUAACCUGCCCCCUCCCCCGCACUGGGCGCUCGCCACUGUGCGGUUACGUAUUUGCUGCAGCCAUGUUUGUCCCCCACCCCCACCUUGCUCCAUGUUUAGACCCCAUAGCUGUGUGCCAGUCCAGGCUUCGGGCUUGCAAUAGAAGGGAUUUGUCAGAGUUUCUAGUUGCUGACAGCCAGCUGAGAUAUCGAAAAAAAAAUGGAGAAACCUGGGCAGAUACCUGCGAGACACUAACGGAAGAGGCUGAAGUUCACUCUUUGUGUAAUGGAAAGUUCUGCAGCUUUCUAAUGGACUUUGGGGGAGGGGAACGUAUUAAGACUGGUGUCUCUGACCUCGCUGGCAUACCAUGCCCCAGAAUUAUUAACGGGCCUCUUUAUAAUUUCGACACAUCCUCUGGGGGUCCAUGCAGAAAAAGAAAUCUACGCCAAAAAGAGGUCGGGGGUCCAUUUCCGGUCGCCAUUUUUACUGAUUAACAUUAUGUCGGGCUCCAGAGGUCCUGCCUCUGAUAUAUAAAGCCACCACUAGAGGGAGCCCAGGAGUGUAAUGCAUACUGCGUGAUUAUUGAGGUCAGUGUACACUCAGUAUGCGGUGGGCUCCCCCUAGUGGUGGCUGCAGACUGAUAGAACUGUUAUCAUAAUGCAGCUCUGACUCCAAUAAGGAUAAGGUCUCGUUCACACACGCAAGAUACCGCAGCUAGAAGUGAGGGCUGGCACCGACAAAUAUAAGGCAAAACUUUUUACCCAGAAUCCUCCUCGGCCUUACGCAGGGCUGAUCUUUGUAAGCUCGUGAGAUGCCCAGCUGGCACACUGCCCAGUAUCUCUGCCCUCCACCUUCUUCUCCUGGAGUAAAUGCUCAUGAAUUCACUGUAUGAAGGCCCCCAGUGUCCACUCAUAUGUCACGUGUCCCCUUAUCAUCCCCCAGACGACCUCCUGCCCCCAUCUUACCCCUAGGGUGGGGGAGGGGGGUGACUGACCCUUGAUGCAAGAUCUGUACGGAUGAUCCAGCCGUGUAUUUAUUGUACCGUUGCUCCCUGCAGGGGGCGCCGCUCCUGGGUAAUAUUUUUUGUGUUUCUGUUGUAUGUGUUGCGCUUGGUUUCAUUGUAUCAGUUUUUGUCUGUUCCUUUCAAGGUGUAAAAGUUUUAGAAGAAGAGAUUUAAAGAGACAGUAACACACUUUGAUCUUAUGACUUGAAAUUUGUGUAAAGUUGUUCAAAUUCUUGAGAAUAAAAUAUAAAUUUAAAUGUAAAA